This is a messenger RNA of Penicillium oxalicum, 405 nucleotides long. RefSeq lists its product as uncharacterized. The transcript is spliced from 3 exons. The record is from RefSeq and is a predicted model, not a curated record. Lineage: Eukaryota; Fungi; Ascomycota; Eurotiomycetes; Eurotiales; Aspergillaceae. The coding region runs from base 1 to 405 and encodes 134 amino acids.
AUGAACGAUUGCCCGUACACCGUUUGCACGCUCCUGCAAAAGAGCAAUCAUUUGAUUUGGCACCCAUCACUGCCCCCCCAGAGCCUUGAAAGAGAACUCGUCGUACAGGCCCAGGCAUGUACGUACAAUCCCGGUUCAUUCUUCGCCAUCUGCGCAUGGACCCCAACACAGAGCAAGUCACUGUACAAUGCAGACGGUCUUGAAGAUCCUUCAUUCUCAAAGGACCCGGCGAAUCAUCCUGGAGUAGGGACAAGUAACAACUGGCUGUACACCUUGUACCAAUGUGAAUGCGCUAGUCAAAAGUCCACCAUCGGCGCUCGGCCGGGCGCGAAUGAGACUGAUCUCUACGGAUCUAGCAAGAUUGAUGCUGUAAACACCGCAGACACGCAAGUCAAGAACGUCUAG